AUGAGAAUCAACGCAAUCAAUCCAAUAUUUCAAAGCACAAGAUGCUUCACAGCGUCGGCUCAAGCUCUCAAGUAUAAGAAAUGGAUUGAUCUUUCCAAGAAAGAUAAGCAAAGUUUCAUAAGAGGGUACGUUGACAUGUAUAAGGAGAAGAAUCCUUGUAGCAAAAGCAACCUGAUGCACCGCUCUUUAAUGGGAGAAAUGGAAGAACAUGACGACACUCCAUAUGUGUUUGGCAUUCUUUACAAUGAGAUCAGGGCUGUAGCACUUGGAGAAUCUCAAGACAACAUUAAGGGUUCGGGGCAUUUGGGGGAUCCGUCUUUCGAAAAACUGUUGUUCAAAUAA
Molecule: messenger RNA, 342 nt
Organism: Lachancea mirantina
Lineage: Eukaryota; Fungi; Ascomycota; Saccharomycetes; Saccharomycetales; Saccharomycetaceae
Source: the annotation of a GenBank genome assembly